Hermetia illucens (black soldier fly) is the source of this 1773-nucleotide messenger RNA. RefSeq lists its product as uncharacterized. The record is from RefSeq and is a predicted model, not a curated record. NCBI's taxonomy places the organism in Eukaryota, Metazoa, Arthropoda, Insecta, Diptera, Stratiomyidae. The coding region runs from base 1 to 1773 and encodes 590 amino acids. The transcript has a single exon.
AUGAGGUUCGCCGUGUUAUUGAUGAUAAGUUGGGUUUCUGUGAUAUCAAUUGGAACUUCUGGUUCGCCGGAUAGCUUUCUUAAGAUUCUAUCAGAAGUAAGGGACCAGUUUCAGUUGGAUUUGUUUAUUACGCUCGGCACACAAAAUUCUCCAACGUCCAAUGGACUACUUAAGGCAUUCAAUGAAAAUUUGUCAGUCCAAAUCAUGCAUUACUCAAACUUAUGGCAUCCAACUAAACAGAUUAGCCCAUAUAACCAUGGUAAAGUUGUAUUAGAAAAAUUUAAGCGAAAUUUCUUGUUGAUAGCAAUAAUUGAUGGAGUAGCAGCAAGGGAUGCCCUUUCGAAGCAGAUUUUCGCAUUAACGUAUCGCAAUCCAAUGGCUAAGGUCAUAUUUUUUCUGGCCGAAAAUCUAACACUGACCCAAACUGAUGUGCAAGGGCUCAUCCGCAGAUGUUUCGAUCAGGACUUGAUAGAUGUCGUGUUUGUUCAAAAUCAAAAACCACUGGAGAUGUUUACAUACCACCCCUUCAAUGACCUCCAGAUUGUUAAAUUGACAAAAGUCUCAGACUUUUUUGCAAACCGUUUCAAGAACCUCAACAGUUACCCUCUCACAGUUCUCACAUACAAUAGCCCACCGAGAGUAAUGGAGUCCGAUAAGAGAGAACAAAUUAUUGGAUACGCUGGACAUUUGAUAACAUCCUACAUUGAAAAACGUAAUGCAAGUGUUAAACUUUUACCUAGAACAGAAGGAAAGUCAUUUUAUUUGGAGGCUAUAGAGAAUUUCGUUGUAAGAAACUUGGACAUGCUUUGGGGAGUUCUACCGUUGAUACAUUUUAACAUCGGAGAGUUGUCCUACCCUAUUUUGUAUGAGAAAUACUGCGUAAUGGUUCCAGUACCCAGAGUAAUCCCUGUUUAUCGAAAUUUCCUGCAACCAUUUGAGCAGGACGUCUGGGUGGCAGUUAUUUGUGGAACAUUUUAUAUGACCAUCGUGUGCUUCAUUGUUGAUGCCAUCCUGAAUAAGAGGAAAGAUUUAUCCGCGGCGCUUACCACAUCUAUUUGCUUUAUCAUCUGCAGGGGUGAGAUUGGUAUUUUUUCGAAUCUAAACCGCAGACUCUUUGUCAUCUAUCUCUUCCUUUUUUUGUUGGGAUUCAUGCUGUCAAAUUUUUAUUGCGCUCUACUUACAACAUUUUUAACCAGCCCAUCACACGAACGGGAACUUAAAACGCUCACCGACAUUGCUGUCGCAGGCUUGAAAAUCGUAGGGGAUGAAGUAGAAUUGCGAUACAUUGCCGACCGAGAUGUCUACAAAAAAUACCACCCGCUUCUGGGGAAACUUUCGUCCAAAGAAAGUAUGAAAAUCAAAAGUGAUUUAAACAACACAAAUCCGUCCUUCGUUGCUACUGACGGUUUCGAAUUUUUAGAUGAGGUCCAAAGAUAUCAGAACGACAUUAAAUUCAAAAUUACAGAUAUCUGCCCUUUGGACUUGUAUUUAUCUGUUGUUUUUAAGGAUGAAUCUAUCUUUAUUGAGGACUUUAAUAGCCACAACCUGCUGAUACAACAAUCUGGACUAUUGAACUACUGGAAAAGAAAUGCAUUCUUUGAAGCGUUACAAUCAGGAUAUCUACAACUGAAAAGGGGUAACCCGGAAUCUGGGCCGAUACAACUAACACUGAUACAUUUACAAAUUGCUUUUUAUGUAUUGAUGUUUGGACUAAUUAUCUCAACCUCAGCUUUUCUUGCUGAAAAGUUAUAUUAUUAUUAUCUACAUGGUUAG